AUGAGUGUUGUUGGCACAAUACCGUAUCUUGCGCCGGAAGUGAUCCGUGAUCGUAAAUGCUCGAAGGCGAUGGAUGUUUGGAGUUUUGGACUUGUUUUAUGGGAGGUUCUAACCGGCACAACACCUUUCGAAGGCCUUGGUCCCGGUGCUGUACAGCUGCAGGUGAAGAUCGGUACAUUUGUAAAGCAGAAAAUCCCAUCGUCUUGUCCACCGGAUUUGAAAGAGAUCAUCGAAAGCUGUUGGCGUGAUAAUCCAUUGGAAAGGCCAACAUUUAAAGAACUGAUCAGGAAACUGGAGAAAUUUGGUGACAAAUUUCGAACAUCUGAUCCACAAGAGCAAGCGGUGCGCAUACAAAUUCUUUUUGUGGAAAGCAGCCUGUACACAUUACGGAAAAGUAUGAUGGAAGAGAUGUCGGCGAUAGCCCGCGAAAUGGCCCAAAAGGCUUCAGAAUUGCAACAGCGCGAAGAAAAGCAAGCUUUUUUUGUGGAAAGCAGCCUGUACACAUUACGGAAAAGUAUGAUGGAAGAGAUGUCGGCGAUAGCCCGCGAAAUGGCCCAAAAGGCUUCAGAAUUGCAACAGCGCGAAGAAAAGCAAGCUUUUUUACAACAGACACUGUCAGAAAGGCCGCCGAAAGAAAAACCGCAGCCACCGAGGAGGCGACAACACCUAAAGCGUGAAGAUAUCUCGGAGCCCUACGUAAAUCGGUUAUGUCACAUUCACGAAUCAUUUUUUGCAGACCUGAAGACUGAAAUAUCGUUGACCAAGAAUAUGCCGAUGAUUAAAUGUAAGCCGCUCGCUGCUGUUCUUUCCAAAUUUUAA
Molecule: messenger RNA, 819 nt
Organism: Gongylonema pulchrum
Lineage: Eukaryota; Metazoa; Nematoda; Chromadorea; Rhabditida; Gongylonematidae
Source: the annotation of a GenBank genome assembly